Messenger RNA from Amphiprion ocellaris (clown anemonefish), 878 nucleotides. It is a transcript of the gene sumo2a, whose product is annotated as small ubiquitin like modifier 2a. The transcript has 4 exons. Lineage: Eukaryota; Metazoa; Chordata; Actinopteri; Pomacentridae. Gene Ontology annotation, cellular component: nucleus. Gene Ontology annotation, biological process: protein sumoylation. The record is from RefSeq and is a predicted model, not a curated record. Gene Ontology annotation, molecular function: protein tag activity; ubiquitin-like protein ligase binding. The coding region runs from base 134 to 424 and encodes 96 amino acids.
UUUGGAACAGAAUAUUUGUCCAGAUGUGGUUCAGCUGUGCGCUCUGCACUGCAGCCGACGCAAAGUGGCGCGCCAGACAGCGCAGCCGCAGCAGAACAAGCGCAGACAGACAGCCGCAGCAGCAGCCGCCGCCAUGGCAGACGAGAAGCCCAAGGAGGGAGUGAAGACGGAGAACAAUGAGCACAUCAACCUGAAGGUGGCAGGACAGGAUGGCUCAGUGGUGCAGUUCAAGAUCAAAAGGCACACUCCUCUCAGCAAACUGAUGAAAGCUUAUUGUGAACGGCAGGGGCUGUCGAUGAGGCAAAUACGAUUUCGAUUUGACGGUCAGCCCAUCAAUGAAACAGAUACACCUUCACAGCUCGAAAUGGAGGACGAAGAUACAAUUGAUGUGUUCCAACAGCAAACUGGAGGCUGUCCUCUUUAAAGACUAUUUCCUAAAAACAUCCCUACCUCCCCCUUUUAUCCCUGAACUUCUUUGUUAUACCCAGUCUUCUUCAAAUGCUCAUGACCAGUGCUGAUACCAUCCAGUGGAAUACUUAUUCAAAAUACUCAAAGACCGUAGCACAGUUGGCGUAGUUUAAUCACACUGUCGUUCAUGUGUUAACAUGUCUGAACUGUGCAGUCUAGACAGCUUGUGAGCUGCAGUGAGUCCGAUGAUGUGCCGAAGAAAUUAAAAGCUAAAUAAGAUUUUUUGUUAUUUUGGUUUAUUUUUUUCAUGAUUUGGAAACAACACCUUGGUCCUUGUUUUAUACUUAUGUCAUUGAGGUUUUGAUUAAGAUAAAAUUUUGUCAUUGUUGAGUAAGCCUGUGUUUUAAAUUCACUGACAUCUGUUGUUAUGAAAAUGUAUUAUUGGAAUAAAUUGAGUCUUUUUUUAAAAA